GUCACAUAAAUAAAAUAUACCGUAUCGUCGUUCAUCGUCAUGAUUGCGCCUAUUUAUUUUGCUAUUUUAUUAUUAACUAUUGUGGACUCAUUUGUAAAAUGUUCCGAUGAAUCAAAAAGUGAUUCCUUGGUAGAAGAGGUUGAUUGUAAUACUUUGCGCUUAGGGCAAUACAUUUGUCCAGAUCCCAGUAUUGAUCAAAUUGAUCCCAACACACAACAAUACCGUGAUUGCAUGAAAGGAGAUGUUAUACCUUCCGAAGGAGAAGCUUUAGUGCAGUGCAUUGCAGCAGAUGGAAUAAUUUGUCAAGAUACAAAAAGUUCCACAUUUAAGAAGAAAUUACCAUGUAAAUGGACGAAUGGAUAUUCUUUGGAGAUUGCAUUACUGUUAUCAGUGUUUCUGGGGAUGUUCGGUUUGGAUAGAUUCUAUUUGGGCUAUCCUGGUAUAGGGCUAGCUAAACUUUGCACACUGGGCUUCAUGUUUCUUGGACAAUUAUUGGAUAUUAUACUUAUAGCUGCUCAGGUAGUAGGCCCAUCAGAUGGUUCAGCUUAUGUGAUCCCCUACUAUGGAGCAGGAGUUACAGUAAUUAGCAGUUGCAAUGAAACUUACCUUCUGCCACAAGCUGAUUGGCACAACAUUACCUGACAGUGGGGUACUAUAUCAUUUGAGGUUGAUGAAGAUUAUGAAUGGACUUAAGUUAUAAAUGAUGCUACCACCAAAAUGUGAUCUGUGUUCCAUAUUUUAAUGUUAUACUGGGUGUAAGUUAUAGAUUGUACAAAACUGAAACUGAGAGCUCAGAAUGUUUUUAACUCCUUGUUAAAAACAUUCUGAGCUCAACUGAAUACUGUGGAAAUUUAUUCCCUAUAAUUAUAUAUUAUAUAUAUUUAUGGAAAUUUAUCCCUCUUAAUUAUAAUUUAUCCUAUUCUGAAAGCCCUUCUGCCAUGUUUAAUUAUUAUUACUUGACUUCUAAAUGAUUAAAAACAUGCCACUGCAUAUAAUCACACUGUGAUGUCAUUACUUGUUGAAGUCUACCAUUGUCUGACUUAGAAUUGUGUCAACUGUUUUUGCUGUACACAAUUUGUUGCUUACACUUUGUACUUAUAUAUUUUAAUAAUACCUGUAGAUGUAAGUUUUGUUACUGUACAUACAAAUUGUAUAUAAAUAAAAUACAUAUUAAAGUAAGUGCACUGCUUAAUAAGGCUGAAUUAGUCAUAAGAAAAAAGCAAAUAUUACAUUCACAACUAAACCCAGACUUAAGUAUUUGAUUAACUGUUGCCAUUAUGGUAAACAUAAAUAACACCAUAUUUCAAUGAGCAGAAUACUGGGCAAAAAGUGGGUGGUGUACAGAAUUAUAAAUUACUGUGAAAUUAUUUAAUGUAAUGUAUGAUCAUUUUACGUAUUUAGCCUCUCAUAUGGGCCGCUGUGAAUGUGUAGACUUGAGACUAUUAAAAUAGCCAGUCAAGCUUCUCUUAGAAGAGCAGAAUACUGAAAAUGAAUGAAUUGAAAUGGGAUUAAAUAAAAAAAAACAUUCUAGACUAUCAUAAUGUAUUCUACAUUACGGUCUCGAUAAUAACCGUAUCAAUGUAAUAUAGCUAACAAAAUUGUAGAU
Molecule: messenger RNA, 1606 nt
Organism: Achroia grisella
Lineage: Eukaryota; Metazoa; Arthropoda; Insecta; Lepidoptera; Pyralidae
Gene: bisc
Product: TM2 domain-containing protein CG10795
Exons: 4
Coding region: 40-642 (200 amino acids)
Source: RefSeq, a predicted model, not a curated record